Cylicocyclus nassatus is the source of this 1140-nucleotide messenger RNA. Lineage: Eukaryota; Metazoa; Nematoda; Chromadorea; Rhabditida; Strongylidae. The record is from the annotation of a GenBank genome assembly.
CAGCAGUCGGAUGAGCCUGUGGAGUCAGAUGAACGCCCUGUGAAACCAUCCAAUGAGCCUGUGGAGUCAGCUGAACCCCCUGCAGAACCAUCCAAUGAGCCUAUGGAGACAGCUGAACCCCCUUUGGAACCAUCCAAUGCGCCUGUUGUGUCAACCGAACCUCCUAUAGUACCUCCUAUAGCUGUAGUACCUCCAUAUGUCGAGCCUGUACGAUCAGCUGGCGGUGUUAUAACGAACCAACCCAUGCCCAGAACAGGAGCACUACGUCCAGUUGUUUGGAUGCCAAUGCCACCUUCAAUGCAAGGCGUGCCUCCUGGAUUGGAGUAUAUAGCUGCGGUGGAUGAAAUUGUGGUUUAUCAGCUCGUCGAGAUGCUGGAAAUAAUCACUGGAUACGAAACCUGCAAUCAAUAUUCGUUGCAAAAUAUAUAUGGACAGCAGGUCUACAAAGCUUUCGAAGAUUCAAGCUGUUUGGCACGUAUGUGCUGUGCUCACAGGCGCUCAUUCACCAUGCAUAUUCUGGACAAUUUCCACAGAGAAGUCAUACGGAUGCGACGGCCUUAUAGAUGCUGCGCCGGAGGAUGUUUCGGACUUUGUGCAUGCGGCUGUUGUUGUAGCUCGAAAAUUAUAGUCGAGGCACCGCCAGGAAAUGUGGUUGGGACAGUCGAACAAAGACAAGCUUGCUUUGCUACUUGCUUCAAUGGAAAAAAUGCGGAUGGACAGGUGAUAUUUAGAAUAAACGGGCCUCUCUGCUGUUUCAUGUGCUGCUGUCAAAAUAAGAAGUUUACGGUAUACACGCAAGGAAACGAUACUGGACUCAUAGUGAAGGUAUGGGGAGGAUUCGAGCGUGAAGCUUUUACCGAUGCAGAUACAUUCAAUGUAAAAUUUCCACAUGACCUCGACGUGCAAGCCAGAACUGUUCUACUUGGAGCAACCUUCCUCAUUGAUUUUAUGGAAUUUGAAGAUAAACCCAAAGAUAGAAACAAACAACACUAGCAGUCUCUACGAUAAUGAUAUAAUCUGUUCAGCUGAUACAUCAAUUACACUGACGAAAAGUUCUGAUUAACAUUAAAGUCCAAUUUAUAUGUCUGAUAUUUGUUGUCAGAACUGUACAAGUACUUGGAUUGAAAAUUUCAACAGUGC